AUGAUUAAUUUUGUACGAUCGUUGAUCACAAGGCAACUUAUAAUUUCGUCAAAAUGUAGUAAGAGGUAUGCUGGACACAGUAAAUGGGCGAAUAUAAAGCAUGACAAAGCUAUCAUCGAUGCAAAGCGUGCUUUAAACUUCAACAAGUUACGUCGACUGAUGUGCGUUGCCAUAGCAGAAGCUAACAAUAAUGCUGAUCCAUUCACAAACUAUAAACUAGCACAAAUUAUAGAAAGAGCUAAAAAGGCUGCAAUGCCUGCAGCUACUAUAAACAACGUGCUAAAGACGGCUUCGACGUCUAAAACACCAACAAUAUCUGGACGGGUCGAUCUUCGUGGGCCAUCAGGAGCUGUAAUUCUAGCUGAAUACGCAUGCGACAAUGCUGUACAAUUUAAAAUGAGCAUAAAUACAUUGUUAAGGAAGUUUGGCUGGUCGACAACCGAUCCAGGUGUUGUGCAUAUGUUUGAUCACAAGGGAGUAAUAACAACUGAAAUUCAAGGGGAUUUGGGAUUGGCGACAGAUCACGCAAUUCAGGCAGAUGCCGAGGAUGUAGAAGAGUUCGAACACAACGAUAUUAAAGAAUACAAGUUUUUCUGUGAACCCAACUCUCUGUUCAAUGUGAAACAACGACUGUUGGAUAUGAAUUACAAAGUGAAAUCUGCAGAGGCGCUAUAUAUUCCACGAACACUAGUCAACUUGAGCGACAGUGAAUUAUCAAUAGCCAUUACACUGUACGAUAAACUUGAAGCUAAUGAAGACAUUGUUAGAUUACAUGAUAACAUAGCAUAA
Molecule: messenger RNA, 789 nt
Organism: Neodiprion fabricii
Lineage: Eukaryota; Metazoa; Arthropoda; Insecta; Hymenoptera; Diprionidae
Product: translational activator of cytochrome c oxidase 1
Exons: 4
Coding region: 1-789 (262 amino acids)
Cellular component (GO): mitochondrion
Source: RefSeq, a predicted model, not a curated record